Leptosia nina is the source of this 246-nucleotide messenger RNA. The record is from the annotation of a GenBank genome assembly. NCBI's taxonomy places the organism in Eukaryota, Metazoa, Arthropoda, Insecta, Lepidoptera, Pieridae.
AUGGAGGGGGAGUGCUCGGAAGGCGAGGGCUGGCUGCUGGUUCGCGUGCACGUGCCCGAGCUGAACGUGCAGAAGAGCCUCCAGUUCACGCGCGACCAGCUCGUUUGGGACGUCAAGCAGCAGUGCCUCGCCGCCUUGCCUAAGGUGGCCACUUGGUACCGGGUAUGUGUUUUAUUUAACCCUAUAAACGCCUGCAUGAAUCGACUGAUUCACCGAGGAAUGUCAGCAUGUAUAUGGCUUCUAUAG